This is a messenger RNA of Ziziphus jujuba (common jujube), 2268 nucleotides long. RefSeq lists its product as uncharacterized. The record is from RefSeq and is a predicted model, not a curated record. The transcript has 9 exons. Lineage: Eukaryota; Viridiplantae; Streptophyta; Magnoliopsida; Rosales; Rhamnaceae. Bases 347 to 2050 code for a protein of 567 amino acids.
UUUUACCCACUAAUGGUCAGAGUCCAUGUCCCAAAGAGCCAACCGAACUAGUUCCUAAAAGUUCUCUUUUAUUUUAUUUUUUUCUAUAUUUCUUUUGGGUUCCUGACAUCCCGGGUGAUUGAUUUUGGUUGGAUUUCGGGUCUCGUUCUUAUUUCUUUAUUAUUUUUUUGUCAUCUUCUUGUAGUACACGUCUUUCAUACCUCUCUCUCUCUCUCUCUCUGACCCAUGUAAACUAAUAAUAUAAUUUUGGUUUUGAACUCUCUUUCUGACCCAUGUAAACUAAUAAUAUAAUUUUGGUUUUAAACUCUCAUAAUUGUGCUGUUCUUGUUUCUAUGACCUUGCCGGUAUGGAUUUAUCACCUAUGGGAGGUUGGUUGAAGGUCAUGUAUGUGGUUUUUGCGUUUUGCUCUGCUCUCUGUUUGGGUGCUCUCAAAGGAUUUCUUGUGGGUCCUAUUGCUGCUUUGGUAAUGAUAAUAGGGAAUGUUGGAGUAAUUCUGGGUUUGUUACCUGCACAUGUUGUGUGGACUGUUUACACCCUUGUUAAGAUUAAUAGAUUUGACACACCACUUAAAAUAGCUAUGUUGUUUCCAUUGCCUGCUUUAUUUGGUAUAUGGUUGGGUUUGAGCAUAGCUGGGAGUGUUCUUGUGGGAAUUGGCUAUGGAUUUUUCACACCAUGGGUUUCUUCUUUUGAGGCCUUUAGACGUGACAAUGAAACCAAGAUAUUUUUUCACUGUUUAGUGGAUGGAACUUGGGGAACUGUCAAAGGAAGUUGUACUGUAGUUAGAGAUUUUGCAGACAUGUGUUAUCAUUCCUACCCGGUCUACUUGAAGGAAUUACGCGAAUCCCCUGAUUCCAAUGACAUUCAAACUCUACGGUUGGUUCACGUGCCUGCCUGUAUCAUAGUUGGGUUGAUGGGGCUAAUGGUUGAGAUUCCUCUUUACACUGCAAUUGCUAUUGCAAAGAGUCCGUAUAUGUUGAUUAAGGGCUGGUUCCGAUUGAUACAUGAUCUAAUUAGCCGAGAAGGCCCAUUUCUUGAAACAGCUUGCAUCCCUAUUGCUGGUUUGACAAUCCUUAUGUGGCCAAUUGUCGUUGUUGCAAGCAUUUUGUUGGCUAUUUUCUCUAGCAUUUUCAUUGGAUUGUAUGGAUCAGUUAUAGUGUAUCAGGAAAGAUCUUUCCGGAGAGGUAUUGCUUAUGUGAUUGCAAUGGUUGCUGAGUUCGAUGAAUAUACCAAUGAUUGGCUCUAUCUCCGAGAAGGGACUAUCCUCCCAAAGCCCCAGUAUCGAAAGAAAAGAGUAUCCAGAUCAGCAUCCGAUCUUUCUAUUGGAGGAAAUCAUGUUGCCGGAGACAGAUUGAAUUCUGCUUCAGUUGAAGCACCUGCAAUGCUUGUGCCAAGCUUAGCUCGGUCAAGAUCAGUUAGAGAGGCUAUACAGGAAGUGAAAAUGGUGCAGAUCUGGGGAAACAUGAUAAAGUCCUGUGAAAUGAGAGGUAAGCAACUAUUGGAUGCUAAUGUAAUAACCUCAACUGAUCUCAAUGAGUGGUUGAAGGCAAAGAACAGUAAUGAAGCAGCAAUCAUUAGUGUUGGCUUGCCUUGUUAUUCUUUGUUGCAAACUCUUCUCCACUCCAUCAAAGCAAAUUCAGGAGGUGUAUUGCUGCUUGAUGAUAUUGAAGUAAACUACUUCAACAGGCCACAAGACAAAUUGUUGGAUUGGUUCUUCAAUCCUGUAAUGGUACUAAAGGAGCAGAUUAAGGUCAUAAAAUUAGGAGAAGACGAGGUUCGAUUCUUGGAAAGAGUGGUUCUUUUCGGAAGCAAUACGCAACGCAUGGAGGCUUGGGAAAAUGGUAGCAUAACACCUCAAGAUGCUCUCAGGGCUGCUCAGAUUCAGGGCAUUAGCAGGAGAAUGACUGGAAUGGUAAGAAGUGUAUCAAAGUUUCCGACUUACCGGAGGAGAUUUCGGCAAGUUGUGAAGGCUUUAGCAACAUAUUCAGCGGAGAAAGAAGAUUUUGCCAAAUCCAGUUCCAUGAGAUCUACUGCUAUCAAUGAAAAUGUGUAGGAUCAACCUCCUCUUACUCUUCUUUCUCAAAUAAAUUCUGGUAAAAGGAUAAUGAAAACAAGUAUGUAUUUGUAUGUAGUUAACUUUCUAUGACUAGAUCAUUAUGGGCUAAUUAUCCAAAUGCCCAAUUAGAUUUAUGCCACACUUUUGGAUUGGACACAAAAAAUUUAGAAUCUUCAACUCAAAAUCAUAAUCUUUACUCAAAGUUGCCGAAAUAA